AUGUCCGAGCUGCCUGGCUGGCGCAUUGGCAUCAUAUUCAUCAUCUUCUUCACCGUUGCAUUUGCCUGGGAUGCGGGCACCGCGGCCCUGGAAGGCUGGCUGAAGCGCCACCACAAGCGCGGCCUGCGCCAUGUUUUGCAGCGCCUGCAGCGCGAGCUGCUGGUGCUGGGCUUGCUCUCUCUCCUGCUCAUCGCAUUCGAGGGGUAUCUGUUGAAGAUCUGCAUACCGUGCGGCACCUCCUGCAGCUGGGACUGCCCUGCACAACAGGGCUCCGAUGCAGGCAGCGGCAGCGAUGGCGGCCAUCGCCGCCAGCUGCUUGCCUCGGCAGCCCUGGAUGAGCUAUCCUGCAGGCAGGCAGCCGACACGUGUGGCCCUGGCAGCGAGCCCUUCUGGUCGCAGCUGGCCUUGAUCCAGGCGCACGUAUUCCUCUUCACCAUUGCCGCCGUGCACAUCUGCUACGCAUGCGUCUCAAUGCUGCUCUGCCUUUGGAAGCUGCGGCGGUGGCAUCGCUUCGAGCAGCAUGCGCUGCAGCACGAGCUGCGGCCAAUGAGCUUGAGGUCCUUGCCGCGCCCCGGGGACAAUGCGCUCACGCAUUUUCUGUGGUGCAUAGCGUCCAUGCUCACAGGUGGUGUCAAUGCAGAGGUGUACCUGGGCCUGCGGCGCCUGUUUGUGGAGCGGCUCGACGUGGACCCCUCUUUUGACUUCUGGAGCUUUUUGGUGGAAAGUAUGGAGGAGGAGUUUAGCCAAGUGGUUGGCGUCAACAUCGUUCUCUGGCUGCUGCUGCUAGUCUGGAUCAUGCUCCCUGGAGCGUCGUACCAAAUGAUCUGGCUCUCCAGCCUUGCCGUUGCGGCGGUGUUCCUGGUGGGCAUCAAGCUGCAGUCCAUCAUAAUCUGCCUGGCCCAGGGCGCAUACCAACUGUACGGCAGCCGCUCAGCAGAUGAGUCUGCCCCCGCUCAGCAGGAGGCACAGAGGCCACAAUUGGACGCCUGGCCGCAGGUUCCGCAGCGGGAGAGGCAGCAGCAGCUGGAGCGGCAAUACCGUGGGCCCGACGCAGCUUCGCUCUUUUGGUUUGGCAAACCGCGCCUCGUGCUAAGGACUAUCCAGCUGGUGUACUUUGAGAACAGUUUGAGCAUUGCAGCUGUAUUGUUCAGCGUGUGGCAGGGGGUCGACUUUGACUGGUCCCGCUAUGGAGGCUGGCCCUUCCUAGUCAGCAUGAUUGUGAUUGAGCAUGCGCUGAAGAAGAACAUCAAGCCCGACAUGGCUAGGCAAGUUGGCAUGCUGGCCUUGCAGCGCAUGUCUGCGGAGCCACGUUGGUCGCCCGAGCCCGGGGAGCACGUGCCUGACAGCACCGGCAAUGCUGAGCAGCUAGCAGAAGCUGCAGAUGCCGGUGUCUAUGAUGUCUCCACCAGGCCAGCAGGGGCCAGCAGCAUGCAGCAGCUGGAGCAGGAGGGGGGCUCGGAGCUGUCCGGGCAGCAGCCAGACCGGGGCAGCAGCCAAGCGGGGGUGGGCCUUGCGGCUUUUGCGGCGGGUGGAUCCGCGGCAGUGCUGGACAUCUCCGAUGCAGAUGACGAGCGGCUAUCUAUCACGAGGCUCAUGGAGAGCGGCUAA
Chlorella variabilis is the source of this 1608-nucleotide messenger RNA. RefSeq lists its product as hypothetical. Gene Ontology annotation, cellular component: membrane. The transcript has 13 exons. The record is from RefSeq and is a predicted model, not a curated record. The coding region runs from base 1 to 1608 and encodes 535 amino acids. NCBI's taxonomy places the organism in Eukaryota, Viridiplantae, Chlorophyta, Trebouxiophyceae, Chlorellales, Chlorellaceae. Gene Ontology annotation, biological process: defense response.